ACAUAAAAGGUAGUGUAGUGUGACCUGGGCAGGUUUGUCAGGUUCACCGAUUCACCAGGCUGUUGUUGCUGUUGCUGCUGCUGCUGCUGCAGCAGUAAUAUUCAACAUGUCACUGAAGGUGCUCGUCGGUUGUAAAAGGGUCAUUGAUUAUGCUGUCAAGAUUCGUGUAAGGCCUGAUAAACUGGGAGUGGUGACAGAUGGCAUUAAACACUCCAUGAAUCCUUUUGAUGAAAUUGCCAUUGAGGAAGCAGUUCGCCUCAAGGAAAAGAAUAUAGUCAAAGAAGUAAUUGCUGUAUCAUGUGGUCCAACUCAGGCACAAGAGACCAUCCGCACUGCAUUAGCCAUGGGUGCAGACAGAGGCAUCCAUGUAGAGGUCCCAGCAAAAGAGAUGGAGAAGCUUGAGCCUCUCCAUGUGUCAAAGAUUCUUGCAAAACUAGCAGAGAAAGAACAGGCUGAACUGGUAAUUGUGGGCAAGCAAGCCAUUGAUGAUGACACAAACGCCACUGCCCAGAUGACAGCAGGAAUCCUCAAUUGGCCACAAGCCACUUUUGCUUCAAAGAUAGAGAAAAAAGAUGAUUUCCUGGAAGUUAUUCGUGAAAUUGAUGGAGGUCUUGAAACAAUAAAAGUAAAAUUACCAGCUGUUGUCUCAGCUGACCUACGGCUCAACGAACCACGAUAUGCUACAUUGCCGAAUAUUAUGAAAGCAAAGAAAAAGAAAAUUGAGAAAAUGAAGCCUGCAGACCUGGGUGUGGAUACAACUCCUCAUUUUGAAGUUAUUGAAGUGACUGACCCACCUGCGAGAGAGGCCGGCAUUAAAGUUGAGGAUGUGGAUACUCUUCUUCUCAAACUUAAGGAAGUGGGACGCAUUUAAUUAUUUAGUGUUUAGAAUGGGUAAGAUUGAAGAGCCACUUCUCAGAAUAAAUCAGUAGACCAGUGUAGUAGUAGUAUAUUUUGACAUUUUUCUGUUGCAGUAUUUUAUGCAUAAUCUAAAUGAGUAUAUUUUUAUUUUCAGGUUGGUGA
Molecule: messenger RNA, 1020 nt
Organism: Cherax quadricarinatus
Lineage: Eukaryota; Metazoa; Arthropoda; Malacostraca; Decapoda; Parastacidae
Source: RefSeq, a predicted model, not a curated record